GACAGCAGAAACGACACGGUCGGUGAAAGAGGGUCUGGCUACAGUACCAGGACCGGGGCUGUGCUCGACUUUUUAUUACUGCGCAAAGAAUUUUCACGGAAGGGAUCGUUAUUCCAAGACCCAGAAUUUCCUUGCGAAAAUUCUUCCAUCUUUGGGAACUCGGAAGCGGAGUACAGCGUCAAGUGGCUACGGCCCAAGGACAUAUGCAACAGAGCAGCCAUGGGACCACCUAAACUUCUCGGGAAGGAAGUCUCGAGGGUCGACGUCGUACAAGGGCAUAUUGGAGAUUGUUGGAUGGCUUCUUCGUUUGCCAGCCUUACCCUCAAAAAAGAGCUCUUUGAUCUCGUGGUGCCAAAGGACCAGUCAUUCGAAACGGACUAUGCUGGGAUUUUCCACUUUCGCAUUUGGAAAGACAACCGCUGGCUAGAUGUCGUCGUUGAUGACUUUCUUCCAACCUCUGAAGAAGGUGCGCUCAUCUAUAUGCGGUCAGCGGUAGGCAAUAUCUUCUGGAGCGCCUUGCUGGAGAAGGCCUACGCAAAGAUUCAUGGGUCCUACAAAGCUUUGAACGAUGGAACGGGUGCCGAGGCUAUGCUGGACCUCACGGGAGGCCUAACCCUGCGUAUGAACCUUGCAAAACAACAAGAUGGCAUCUUUGAUCUGAUGCUGGAGGCGCAGCAGCAUUCGUCCCUCAUGACAGCUCAGAUUUCGGCAGGUAGAAAUCCAGGGCCCGGUCUUGUUGCUGGACACGCAUACAGCAUCACAUCAGUGCGCCAAGUGUACUUGAACAAGAGGAACAUGGUGCUGCCCAUGGUGCGGCUGCGCAAUCCUUACGGACCCGGGGACAACACGGAGUGGAAAGGAGCUUGGAGUGACAAUAGCAUGGCUGAGUGGGGCCUUGUUUCUGAAGAAGAACGAAAAGCCAUGGGACUGGUGUUCGACAGAGACGGCGAAUUCUGGAUGUGGCUAGGGCACUUUCUAGAAAACUUCCAAGUUCUUCACGUUUGCUACGUUGACCCUGUGGCUUUCUACACGAAGGCGCGCCAGAUAGCACCCGGACCAUGUUGGCAAGUGAUUGCGUUCGAAGGGGCGUGGAUAUCCGGAGUUACAUCGGGAGGAAGAUUCUUCGGGGAAGGUGACCUCUAUGAGUUCUGGAGGAACCCCCAGUACUUCGUUGAACUGAAACAAGCAGACAGUGUGGACGGAAAGUGCACACUCAUCGUGUCGUUGUUGCAAAGACAUCGGCGAGGAGAGGUUGAAAAGGAGAGGAUGUUCUUGUUCACUGGGUUCGUCAUAUAUAAGGUUGAGAACCCGGAGUCAUGUGCAAAGCCUCUGGACAGGAAGUUCUUAGAGGCGAACCGGGAGCACAUGACCACUGCUCAGGUAUCUGAUGGUUUCCUGAACACCCGAGAGGUAACCAAGCGCACAAGACUGUACCCGGGUACCUAUUGCGUUAUCCCGUUCUCUGCUAACACGUCGGACGAAGGCCGAUUUCUGCUGAGGAUCAUCACCUCCAAGCAUAACGUUGCAUACUUGCACGACAAUACCGAAGGCUUGCUGACAUCAUCAAAUUAUGGUACUGUGGCGCUGGACGACCCAGAAUGGAAACACGCAAGAGAAAUGUUUGCCGCAACAGCAGGCAAGGAUGCUGCUAUCGGCGCUUUCCAAAUGAGGGAUAUGCUUACGUCACUUCUCCAGAAGGAAGACAAUCCUGAGGAACUAUCGCUGGACGCCUGUCGCAGCCUGCUGGCGCUGCAUGACCAUGAUAACAUCGGAAGAAUUGACAUCAUCCAAUUCAAGGCACUAUGGGCCAAUAUACAUGCGUGGAAAAAGUCCUUCCUGAAGCAUUGCAAAAAGAAUGAUGGCCUGAAUAGGGGUGACCUCCGGAACGCAUUGCAAUCAGUCGGGUGCUCCCUCAACUCUGCUGUGUUGAAUGCAGUCGCUACCCGCUAUGCCAACCAGGGUGGAAACCUAAGCUUCCAGGACUUCAUUCACUCGGUCGCCAGACUGCAUACCAUGACGGAGGUUUUCGAGAUGAAAAGAACUGGUGACGCCCUUACUCUUACACUAAACGAGUGGCUGGAAAACACCAUCUUCUGUUAAGCACUCAUGCCUUAUUUUUCUUUACACACAUAUUGUAUCUGCUUCCUUUAAUUUUUGUAAAAAAAUAUCACUCAUAUCUCGGUGUUCUACUGAGUAGCUGUAGCUGGUCCAAGGAACAACGAAAUUAAAUUAUUCACGAAUAUGACA
Messenger RNA from Ornithodoros turicata, 2247 nucleotides. RefSeq names its product calpain-B-like. The record is from RefSeq and is a predicted model, not a curated record. The coding region runs from base 220 to 2100 and encodes 626 amino acids. NCBI's taxonomy places the organism in Eukaryota, Metazoa, Arthropoda, Arachnida, Ixodida, Argasidae. Gene Ontology annotation, biological process: proteolysis. Gene Ontology annotation, molecular function: calcium-dependent cysteine-type endopeptidase activity. Gene Ontology annotation, cellular component: cytoplasm. The transcript is spliced from 19 exons.